AUGGAGCCUCAAAAACUACACAAAAUUCAAAUUUAUGUUGUCUCCAAUGAGGUUUUGAUGGAAAUGUGUGGAAUCUCACUCAUAAAGUGCAUUUUUCAGCUGGAAGACUCGACUUCAGAAGAUGGAAAAACGAAAGCAAACGACGUACACAUCCGUAUGCCACGUAUCGUCAAUACGUGUCCGCCAGGAUCACCGUCGUUACGAUUGGCGCUAGUGGUGUUGAGUAUAGGAGCCGCCAGUCACUUUUUGGUUAGUCCUAUUUUAUUUUGAUCUUUCAUCUUUCUCCCAAUCACUUUCAGCUCUUCUUGGACAGUGUGGUGGAUAACUUACUUCCGGCAGCGAUGCCUUUCUUCUUGUCGGUGUAUGAAAACAAAGAGAGUGGUGCGUGGAAAUUGACACUUUCGAAAUCUUACUAACGUGAUCCGUUGUCUGACCAAUGAUAUCAUUAAACCAAAAAGACAAGCAGACAUACUAUUAUUCACGUGCCCGUUCAUGUGUCAUCUAUUACAGCCAACCACGCGUGGGAGUUGCUUGUUUCGUCAAGAAUCUAUGGUCUCGCGCUCGGAUGUUUUGUCGCAGUCCUCUUGUCUCAUCAACAUGGAAGGAAACUCCCUGUUGUUGUUGGUGGGUAUCACAUUUUUGGAACAAGUAUUCAGAUCCGCACUUUAGGAACUAUUCUCGACGUAAUUGGUGUUGUUUUGACGUUACUUAUCACUUACAUACCACACGGGGUUACGGUAGCAACGAUAGGAAGGCUGAUCAACGGUAUUGGACAGGGAAUGGUACAGACUGCUGGAUCGGUUAUGCUUUCCGAGUUGCCGCCGUUGAAGAAAAGAGGAACUGUGUUGGCUACCUUGGUAUUUGGAUCCCGCCGAGAUGACAAACAUCCUAUAAGUUUUUUCAGACUAUGUGGGCGUGCAUGGGAGAGCUCGGAGGAAUGACCAUUUCCCUGGACGAGUUUCUCGGCACUCCUGCCACGUGGCACUGGGCUAUGGGUUUCCCACUCCUCGUCCUUCUUCCUGCUUUAGUCGUAAUUUGGCAUGCCCCAGAAUCACCAAGAUACCUGUUCCUGGAUAACCGGGAAAGUGAAGCUCGGAAGGCUAUGUCGUACUAUCAAGUGAGAAAAAGUCACACGUGGCAGGGCGAGCCUCACUAAUAAACAUUUUGCAGAGCCCGGCAGAUUGUAAACAAUCCAUGGAAGAGAUUUUGAUUGAAAAGCAGUUUGUAAGUCUCGGGAGCGAAUGGUUGAGGGAAUGUUUGAACAAUUUUGCAGACUAUGCAACUUUCAAAAGAAAAAGUGGAUGAAAACGGGAACUCGAGCAAAAACUCAAAGGACAACUUUAUUACUUCAAUUUACGAAAGACUCAAGGUUUGAAAAUCAGAAAAAACGAUAAAUACCACGAGUUUUUGUUCAGGAUGGCAAAUUCACCAGAGCUCUUCUCAUUGCCCUUUUUGUUCAGACUUUUGUACAUCUUGAUGACUGGGUAAGUCAAAACAACCAAAAAUCUUAAUCUCAAUCUUUUCGUUUUCAGCUUUGGAUCUCAUACUCUACUCAGAUCUUCGAAAACUUCGGGUUAUCCUCUGGCAAAGCACAGACCGCUUCUCUUAUCAUGUCUUUGCCGCAAGCUGUUAUCAGCAUUGCACUCCUUGGGUAGCCGAUCCGAUAGGAAGUGUAAUAACAAAAAAAAAUGUUUCAGAUGUUUCGAUAAUUUUGGCCGUCGCACUCUCCUGAUCGUUCCGACCGUUUUGAGCGUGAUCUUUGGGUUCCUCGCGAUCCUUUUCUCCAGCACCGGACUCUCCCUCGUUAUUCCGCUUUUCGUUAUCAUCCCCAUCUUGGCCACCUUGGAUCUUUCGGUUGCUGCGAUAAGUGGAGAAUCGGCUUACGCGAUUGUUCCUGAACUGUUCCUCGCAAAUGACAAAGUACUUGGAUCGGCUAUCGUUGGCGUCGUGCAGGUUUUGGUCUUGAUGUUGAAACGAUCGAUCACACAAACGAUUUCAGAAUGGAUUCGGAGGGGUUCUCACCAACUGUUUGCUGACUGCUCUCAACCGACACGGCAUCUCAAAUGUUCUUGUUCCCUUUGUGGCCAUGAAUGCAAUCUAUGCAGUUGUCAACUACAGAUGGCUUCCAGAAACCGCUGGAAAAACGCCGCAGGUUUGAUAAAUCAGACCAUGUCGCAUGCUAAUAUCGCACUGUUCAGGAGAUAAGCCGUCACUUCUCACCCGACUUCCCAGGCACCAACGUCUUUUCGUAUUUCAAACACAAAUCCACCAAACUGUUCGCCUACGUCACUUCAAAGCCGGUUCUGAUCAACGUAAUCGGUUUUAUUGUCCAAUUGGCAUGCUGUAUAUUCCUCUUAGAUUUCGGAGUGA
This is a messenger RNA of Caenorhabditis sp. 36 PRJEB53466, 2370 nucleotides long. NCBI's taxonomy places the organism in Eukaryota, Metazoa, Nematoda, Chromadorea, Rhabditida, Rhabditidae. The record is from the annotation of a GenBank genome assembly.